This is a messenger RNA of Orcinus orca (killer whale), 1077 nucleotides long. RefSeq names its product dehydrogenase/reductase 2 (gene DHRS2). NCBI's taxonomy places the organism in Eukaryota, Metazoa, Chordata, Mammalia, Artiodactyla, Delphinidae. The record is from RefSeq and is a predicted model, not a curated record. Gene Ontology annotation, molecular function: carbonyl reductase (NADPH) activity.
AUGACUUCUGCCAAGCCGGGCAUGAUGGCCUGGGUCCCCCGGGGCCUGUUCUGUCCCUGUGCUGGGCUCUCUGUGCUGCUGAGAAGCAGUGGGAUAGAACAAAAUGGCAUUCUGGCCAAUCAGGUAGCCGGGGUCACAGGGUCCACUGAUGGGAUCAGCUUCGCCAUGGCUCAGCGUCUGGCCCAGGAUGGGCCCCAUGUGGUGGUCAGCAGCCAGAAGCAGCAGAACGUGGACCUGGCGGUGGCAGCGCUGCAGGAGGAGGGGCUGAGCACUGUGGGCACCAUGUGCCAAGGGGAAGGCAGAGACCAGGAGCAGCUGGUGGCCACAGUCCUGGAGCACUGUGGGGACGUUGACUCCCUGGUGUGCAGCUCAGCGGUCAGCCCCCCGGUGGGGAGCACCCUGGGCGCCAGUGAGCAGGUGGGGGACAAGAUCAUCCUUGUGAAUAUUGAAGUCCCGGCUGUGCUGCUGAGCCGGCUGCUGCCCCUCGUGGAGAAAAGGGGGGAGGUGGUCCUGGUCUCCUCAGUGGCAGCCUAUAUUCCACUUGCCAAAACAGGAGCCUACAGCAUCAGUAAAACGGCCCUGCUGGGACUCACCCAGACCCUGGCAGUGGAGCUGGCAUCAAAGAACAUCUGGGUGAACUUCCUGGUGCCAGGAAUCAUCAACACAGACUGCAGUCAAAUGCCCAUAUAUCUCCAUUUGCAGCCCUCCACUCAUCCCCAUGAGGGUCUUGACUUCACAGCGUCCCACAGGAACCCAGAGCUCAUGGGAAGGUGUCACCACUCUCAGCCCCACCUCCUCUUUCUGUGCAGAGUGGAGUGGCCUGAGGACUGUGCAGAACUGGUGUCCUUCCUGUGCUCUUCAGAUGCCAGCUACAUCACUGGCAAGAACAUCAUGGUGCCCAACUUCUCCCCCACCUCUGAGGGGUAUGAGCACAGAGCUCAGGCUUGCCUCUUGAUGUGAAGGCCCCAUGUGGUUCUGGGCCACCGUGUUGGAAAACCUCUAUUAAUGACAAGCCUGUGCUCAAUAUACACACUUUGAGUUCAGAAUCACCAGAGGGUAAAAUAGUAAAGGAAAGAA